CUCUCUGUAUUUGUGACUUGUAUCUCUCACGUGGGAUUCCACAAUCCAGCUGGAGGGACUCUAAUAGACACGCACAACAGAAAAGCCUACAGCCUCGCUGACAUAACCUCUACAUACAAAGUUCACAAUGCCAGGCUUUGCUCUCUCCCUCUGUGUCCUGAUUCUACCUGCUGUGGUGUGGGUUACCUGUACUGGCAUGGUGUCUGACCCAUACCGAAUCACUCGCUCCGAACUGGAUCUUGAGAAUGAAGACCACAGGUCCCACCGUGAUCCCACCGAGUCUGACUACAGAACACAGAACCAGAGAGCCAGGUCUCGGGACGGAGAGAGGGGAUCGCAGUGUUUGCGCUGCUGUGACCCAGGAGAGGAGCCCCCUCCUCUGCACCCCAUCCCCGCGUUCCAGUUUGUACCUCAGAUUAAUAUCACCAUCCUCAAAGGUGAGAAAGGUCACAGAGGAGAACGGGGAACCCACGGAAAAUCAGGGAAAUCCGGCAGUUCUGGACCCAGGGGCCCUCAAGGGAUGAAAGGGCACAAGGGUGCUAUUGGCUCUCCGGGGGACCCCUGCAAGACCUACUACUCUGCCUUCUCAGUGGGGAGAAAGAAGGCCCUGCACAGCAACGACUACUACCAGCCGCUCAUCUACGACACAGAGUUUGUCAACCUCUACAAGCACUUCAACAUGUUCUCCGGCAAGUUCUACUGCUACAUCCCUGGGGUCUACUACUUCAGCCUAAACGUGCACACCUGGAACCAGAAGGAGACCUACCUGCACCUGAUGAAGAACGAGCAGGAGCUGGUGGUCCUAUACGCCCAGCCCAGCGACCGCAGCAUCAUGCAGAGCCAGAGUCUGAUGCUGGAGCUUGAGCAGAACGAUGAGGUCUGGGUGCGUCUCUUCAAGGGCGAGCGCGAGAAUGCCAUCUUCAGCGAUGACUUUGACACCUACAUUACUUUCAACGGCUACCUGAUCAAACCCAAUAGCGAUGGCUAGCAAGGACAGGGGCUGCAGGACUGUCUCGGUUGGCUUUUCUACAGUGAAACAAUUUGAAUAGGAAAUAGAUAGUAGCGUUAUUGUCAUUGUCUUGUCACGUCAUGUCUAGCAUUCAGAACAAACCUGUAUUUUCAUGUAACACAUAGUAUUAUAUAAUAUUUAUUUCUCAAGGUUUGUUGUACUAUUCUCCAUCA
Molecule: messenger RNA, 1182 nt
Organism: Polyodon spathula (Mississippi paddlefish)
Lineage: Eukaryota; Metazoa; Chordata; Actinopteri; Acipenseriformes; Polyodontidae
Product: complement C1q tumor necrosis factor-related protein 1-like
Exons: 4
Coding region: 128-988 (286 amino acids)
Molecular function (GO): protein binding
Source: RefSeq, a predicted model, not a curated record